UAUAUCGAUAUGAUUGCUUCAUACAUUUCCUGGUAGAAUGCAAUAUUCGUAGGAAAGUUAAAUGAAUUUUAACAUGUUAAACGUUACUAAUUUUGGGAAGUAGUAAAUUCAUAAAUAAUGUCUGCGUUACAGUUUGUAAUACAACCUUUACCGGGUUCAGAAGAGCAAAACAUUGAAAGGCUUCGAGAAGUAUCUGAUAAACUUAAUAGGUUUGGUUUUGCUACACAUCGAAUAUUUGAACAACUGAAAAUACCAGUUAAAGAAAUUGCAAUCGGUCCAAGCCAUAUUGGUAUUCUCUUAGAAGACGGCAAGGUUUUUCGAGCAGCUUUUUCUAUUAAUCCUGAUCGCAUUGACCUUAGCAGGAUCGAUAACAACAAAAAUAAUACAAAUAACAGUCCUAAUGUGUCUACCGGCUCAAAAAACGUCGCCUCGUCUUCUCGACAACUAGCGCGCUCAAGAGCACGUCUUAUGCGAACUACCGCGAGGUCCGGAUCUGGAAAUCAAAGCACAGGUUCUCGCAGUACUGGAGUAAUUAUUGGAAAUGGUUCGUCUAGUCGGCCAAUUGUUACAGUGCCUGCAACUUAUGUUCCUGAGGAAUUAAUUUCCCAAGCUGAGGUUGUUCUACAGGGUAAAAGCAGAAAUCUAAUAAUAAGAGAGUUACAGAGGACUAAUUUAGAUGUCAACUUAGCAGUGAACAAUUUACUUUCUCGAGACGAUGAGGAAGCCGAAGACACGGAAGAAGCGGGUGAUAACUAUGUUCCAGAAGAUUUAAUAUCGCUUCUCGACAAUGGUUUUCAUGGAGAUAAUAACAGUGUGAUAAUAGAUCCCUCGGAUGGACUCUUUUCGGAAGAAAUAUUUAGCAAUUAUUCCAGCAUACGCAACUUAUUAUUUGAUCGAAUACGUAAUGAAAGAAACCAGGCUAGUUCUAGCAAUUCGGAAAAUCAAUUAAGGUCGUCUCCUAGUUCAAAUGGAUUACUUUCUGGGAAUAAUAGUUUAUCUGCUCAAAUAUCUUCUGUGAGCGUUGAUCGCGAAGCAUUUAGUCGUUGGAGAGACCGUCAAUAUUAUGGACCUCGGCGUUGGCUAAACAAAGAUGAUUAUGUGUGGGAUAAUAAUGGAGACUUAAAAAAGAAAGAUACACCCUCCAGCUCUCCAAUUUGGAUCUCAGAAGAAUUACAACCCUGGGCAGAUCAAAAUAGCAUCAAAUUCAAAAAAAUUGGAGCAUUAUAUUCUGAGUUAAUUGCUCUUUCAGAAAAUGGAGAGCUCCAUCAAUGGAAAUGGUCAGAAUCGGAGCCCUAUAAAUCAGAGAUGGAUAAUGUUUACCAUUCAAAAACUUUGAGCUUGAAUAUAACGGAAAAGGUCGAACAGAUUUCUGCAAAUUUCAUUCGUUGUUCAGUAGUAACAGAGAGUGGGCGUGUUGCUACCUGGAUGGACGAUUAUUUAGGAUACUUGGGUGGUAAACUUGAACAUCCGACAAUAAUGUUUAAUGAAUUUGUUAUGGAUCCAAUUGCAUCGAUUCAUGUUUGCCCCUUAUAUACCGCUGUAAGGACUGAAAACAACAAUAUUUAUUGGUGGGGUGUAUUGCCUUUUGAUCAACGUCGUUAUUUGUGGGAUAAAUUUCGGACAAAGACUAAAAAGCCAUUUAAAUCGGUAGCCUCUGAUAUAAGUGUUGGAACACAAGUGAUAAUGAAAAAAUGUCCUAUUUAUCAAGCAGGCUCUAUUGGUUUUACGUGUUUUAAUGGUUUGCCAAAGAUCGGCCAGCUACAAAACUCUGUCUGGGACCUUACCGAUGUUUGCAGAUUUAAGAUAAUAAACUUAACGGCACAACCGAGCGUUGAAAAAACUCAACUUUCUUGCAGUUCAGUAAAUACAGAAAAAGAUUACAUAAAAGUUCAUAUAUCAUCCACUGUUAAUACGCCGUCAGGCAAUAGUAAAACACUAAGCUCUACCAAAGAAUCUACCGAUCGAAUUGAUAUGCCACCACCACCUUCACCAGCAUCAAGUACAUGUAGUGAUACUAGUAGUGUAACUUCACAUAAGAGAGCAAAGAGAAUGGCUACGAAAGACGAUGUUGAAAAUAAGAAAGAUGAAGAAUUGUGGCAGCUAAGGGAUGUUGUUUUUGUGGAAGAUAGGGUCGGCCCAAUUGGAAAAGUAUUAAAAGUUGACGGUGAUUUUGUUGCAGUACGUUUUCCCAUUUCUACAACAUCUUCAAAUGGUUCUGCUUGUAGCAAUGGUGGUGAAGGAAAAGACGACGAUUGGCAACAGUGCAGACUUUUACGUCGCGAAGAUGUUCAGGUUUACAAAACUAAUAUGGCAUCACGCGGACCAGAUUGGCUACAAAAGCUUCCUAGAAAAGUGAAUAUAAAUAAUUGCAAUGAAUCAACUGGAUUUCAAUUAUUAGCAAUGACUAUAGACGUUCGUGGAAUUCAUGUUUUAAAAAAAGAGGGAUGUAAACUUUUUUACUCUUUGUUUAAUUUAUAUAACAGCAAACAAGAACAAAUUUGUCAAUUUCCUACUGAAAGUACAUCCUUUUUGGGAGUGAAUCCCAAUAAUAUCAGCAUUAUUUGUAAUAAUGAUAGUAGUAGCGGUGCCAGCAAUAUUUUAGUAUGCGAUGGAAACCGGGCUCUUUACCCAAUCGCCAAAGAUUGCUUGGGGUCCAUAAAGGAUCCUCAAUGGCUCGAUUUGCCACCAGUGAAACAAGUUUCAGUUGGAGUGAUACCUUUUUCUGGCACAGGAAAUGUUAAGUCUAAACUAAGUUUAACAGUACUGAAUUUCGAAUCCCAAUUGCUUAUGCCCCAUAUUUUGAGAUGUGAUAUUAAAAAUGCAUUUUCCAUACUCAGUCGCCUGGAAAAAGACGAAGGCAAUGAAAUUGGUAUAGUAAUAGAAGAGCGUUGCGAUAGUGGUCGUAAUAUUUUUCACGCAUGCGUUACCAUGUGUGCACCAACAUCAAACAGAGAAGCAGAUGACAAGAAAUCUUUGUCUGGGCUUAUUAGAUCAACCCCGUUAGCCAAUACGGUUUUGUCCAAUUGUUCAAACCUUUCAACACAUUUAGAGACAAAUAAUACUGCUUCGGCUACGAAUGUUGCAGCAUCCUCAAGUCCCGCUACACCACCAGUUAAUAUGAGAGAAAAUCGCUCUGUGAGCCUGCGAGAAAUGAUGAAUAACUUAAUUAGCACUGAAUCAGAACAGAACCCAGUGCAAAGGAUGGAGUCGGUUGAAGAACAUCUCUAUGUUCCGCAGUGGACAUUAGAGGGAAGUAAUACAAGUCAAACUCUAACUGACGGUACGAGUGGCCAGAACGAUGAAGAAAUUCUGAAAAAUAAUGCACGCACUGUUCUAAAUGCGAAUUCCUCAGUAACAAGUUCGAUACCAAAUUAUAUUUUGGACCCUAUGCAGCGUCGAGAACAUGCGAUUUUGAUUUUGCAACAAAUGUGCUCAUCGGUAACGUUUCUUCCAUAUUUACAUCAAAUGCUCAGUUUCAAGGACUCUCAAGGCCGAACUCCGUUCAUGAUAUCUGUAUAUACUCGUGCUUAUGAAGCUGGUAUAAUACUUCUAAACACAAUUUUGUCGUUGUCAGAAAGAGAUGCUUCUCUUAAGAACUCUAUGAUAUUUCCAUCAGGUUCUCCCCCGGAUCAGUCUCCUCUUUACGUUAUAUGCUACAAUGAUACAUGUUCUUUUACAUGGACUGGAGCUGACCAUAUUAACCAGAACAUUUAUGAGUGUAAAACAUGUGGUUUGACGGGAUCGCUGUGCUGUUGCACAGAAUGUGCACGUGUUUGCCACAAAGGUCAUGAUUGUAAAUUAAAACGAACGUCUCCAACCGCAUAUUGUGACUGCUGGGAGAAGUGCAAAUGUAAGGCUCUUAUAUCUGGAAACCAAAAUAAACGUUUUGCACUUCUAUGUAAAUUGGCAUCAUGUACUGAUUUAGUCACUAGAUUUAAUUCCAAAGGAGAAUCGAUUUUAUUAUUUUUAAUACAAACUGUAGGUCGGCAGACCAUAGAACAGAGACAAUACAGGGCAAAUUCUCGUGUUAGAAAUGUAGGCAGUAGUGCAUCAAGCGGUACUGCUCGUAAAUCUUCAACUAUUGAUCUAGAACCCGAUAUGCCAGAACAUGAUCUGGAACCACCGAAAUUUGCAAGAAAAGCUCUUGAGCGAUUACUUAUUGACUGGAAUGCGGUUAGAGCAAUGAUAAUGACUGGUGCUGAAAAAAUUGAAAAACAUCAACUGAACUCAGCCGAUGCUUUGAACGCAGAAGCUUACAAUAUAUUUCUCAAAAAUCAACAAGGAUCUACAUUACUGGAUAAAUUUACACACAACUUAUUUGUUAAGUGUAGUGGAGAUCAUUUGGAUACACUUUUGAUGACAUUAGUUCGUGAAAUGCAGGAUGAGACUACAGCUGGCCGCAAACAAGAUGCAGAAGUAGUUGCUCGCCGGUUUAUCCGAUCUGUUGUGCGAGUCUUCGUAAUUUUUAGCUUAGAAAAAAUGCCCAAUCCGGAAAAGAGAAAGUCAAGCUUGACAUCGAACAAACAUAUUCAAAGCUGCAUUAAAGUUUUUCAGACCCUAUAUAAAAUAUCUAUUGAAGAAUUGUGUGAAGUAUCGGAAUCACUCAUUGCUCCUGUACGACUAGGUGUUGUUCGGCCAACGGCUCCGUUUACGAUGUCAUCCACAUGCAUAGAUACUUCAGAUGACUUAUUUAGCGUAGAACCUCUUGCUCCGUCAUCUACAACAGAUACAUUAGCUGAACCAGAACUAAAUUCGGAACAUCCUGCUACAGUUGGAUAUACGAUUCAACCAAAUUUCUCAAUUGAUAACAUUGAUGUUUUGCGAGAUGCUCAUGAGAGUGAAGAAACGAUUAACAGGGGAAACAGUAACCAUGGUCAGGAGGAAGAUGUUAUGGACUCUGGUCGAAAUGAAGAGAUUAUUCAGGAUGAUGAAAGUGAUAACGAUUUUCCUUUUAACGACCCGGAAACAGAAUCUGAUUCCGAUGACAACCAAAGUAAUCAAGACGCACAAAGAAGCGUACAAACUGGUGCUACAGUUGGUUCGGAGACAGAUAUUGGUGUGCUUUUUCUCGAAGACGAAUCUGGUGAUUCUUCCCCUCAGGAAGAAGAAGCAUCUGAAGAUGGGGAAACAGAUGAACAUUCUGAUGAAUUCAGUUUCGCAGAUCAUCAAUUGGAACGACGAAAUAAUAGCAGUAGUACGCGUGGUGAGCUAGCUCCACAAUCUAUGCAAUGGGCAAUUCGCAACAGAGACGCAACUCGAUCUUCUGUUCGAGUACCCGCAGGCUCAAAUUUAGUUUUUAUUGAUCCCAUGGCCCUACGACGUUCUACUGUGCCAACAAGCUCUACGGUAACUGUGCCACCGCAAGAACAACACACUAUGGCAACAACAGCAAGCAACUUGGCCAGAGCAUUCGGAAUAAUUGUUCGGCAAAUAUCAGACCUGCUUAACAGUUAUGCAUACCAACUUACAACUGAUGUUGAAAAGCUUACAUAUAAAAAACAAAUAGAAGAAGCAGCUCAAAUUCAGUUAAAUGUUGAACAACGACUAAAGUCAACUUGGAAUUGGAUGUACUCUAUAAUGGAUGGGACAGAACCUCAGCUAAAAUUCGGGACCUAUCUUGCUAACUACACUGAUCCAGCUCAUCCUCUUCAUCCCCUUAAUGUGAACACCCAGAAUGUUUCUAACCAAUCUACCUCAUCAGCCGCUGGAGUCAAUAUGAUAGGGUCAUCGAGCCGACGGGAUUUUUUUACAUAUUGCUUAUCUUUGAUGAGAGCUCAUACUUCGGAACAUCGUGAUGCGCUGCCUGUCUUGGAUAUAACAGCAUUUCGUCACAUAGCCUAUGUAUUUGAUGGAUUUAUUUAUUACAUGCGUAAUAGUUCCAGUUUUUAUGAAGGAACUGACCAAUUUGUAAAUGAUAAUGAUGAUACAGACGACGAGUUUUCUAAUGUAGCAAACGAAGAUAUGUAUCUUGACCGUAAUUCUUCUACAGCCACUGCUACACCAUUAUCAGCAACAACUCGACGACAUUCGUUUUUUGUUCGAUCAGAUUCAACUCUAAGUCUUGGUUGUUUGGCACCAGAAAGUUUUGACCUACCGCUGGAUGUAGCGAUUCCUCUCGCUGAUAAACCGCAUCUCCUUCAACCAAAUUCAAAGAGGGAAGAAUUGUUCGCCAAUUUGCCGUUGCUAACACCUGCAGUUGAUAAUAUAGACGGGACUCCAACAAAAUUGGGAUUUUCAAGUAACAAAUCAGUGCCACAAAGUAUACAAAAGAUGGAAGAAAGUUGGGGAAUAGACAAAAACCCAAGAGGCGAAAAUAUACAACCAAUGGAUACGGACGAAAUCAUAUCUGGAGCCGAAACUCAACAAAAUGUAUUUAAUUCAGUAAUAACCAGUCGUCCAGAAGUUAUUAUUAUUCCAAAUAAAAUGCAACGCUUGGAAGAGGAAGAUAAUGCCCAGUUUUCAAAUUCCUUGUCAACAUCACCAGCACGCAGUGUUAUUGUACGCGCUAGUACAGUAGCCAAAAAAUCGGAGAGUGAAAAAAAUAACGUACGAUUGAAUUUACGCACAAACAUUAGCUUUCCUCCUCGUGGAAUCAACUUCUGUCACCAAUUUUCAUCAAAUACACCGUCUUGGAAUUUUCUACUAGGACGAUGGAAAUUAACUUUAGAUUUGUUUGGCAGAGUAUUUAUGGAUGACGUAGGUAUGGAACACGGGUCGCUCUUACCAGAAUUACGUGGAUUUCCUGUUAAGGAGAUCCGUUUUAGAAGGCAUAUGGAAAAACUACGUAAUGGACAACAACGCGACCUUAUUCUAUGUAAAUUGGAGCGGAAUCGUGAAUGCUUAAUAAUUCAAACAUUUAAAGAGCUGAAUGCACAAUUCGGGAGUCAAACAAAACGAGCUCAAACUCCUUUGACUUUUAAUAGAGUUAAAGUUACGUUUAAGGACGAGCCUGGAGAAGGAUCUGGCGUUGCACGCAGUUUUUAUACAUCAAUUGCCGAAGCUUUAUUAGCUUCGGCUAAAAUGCCAAAUUUAGAAUCUACUCAUAUUAAUAGUAAAUAUGGAGCUCCAUUUUCAAGUAUUUUACGCAAUCGAGGCGUAUCUAACCGUGAGCCCCCUUCGUUACAGAGACGUACGGCAGGAAAUAAAAUAUUUUGGCGAACUUCACGUGAAAAAAAAAUGCUUAAUUACGAUGCCAGACCUUAUUUACCGACUUCAAACAACACAGAUAAUUCAGUGGAUAACCCGAACGACCACCUAUCUGUUCAUUUACAACAGCUUGGCGAAAGACUUUUUCCAAAGAUAUAUUCUAUAAAUACCACAAAUGCGUCAAAAAUAACGGGCAUGCUGCUUGAAAUACCAACUCCACAAUUACUUUCUAUUUUGUCUUCAGAGGAUUCAUUAAGGCAAAAAGUUAACGAAGCACUUGAUAUAAUAUCAUAUAAACAAAAAUCUGAAGCAAAUACUACAUUGAAUCAAACUCAAAAGAAAAUGAUACCAGUGGUAUUACUUGAGCAGUGCCAAAUUGAAGAUAAUGAACCUUUAUUUUAUUCCCCUGGCAAACGAGGAUUUUACACACCAAGACAAGGGUAUGGUUCAUUUGAGCGUAUAAACGCGUUCAGGAAUAUUGGGAGAUUAAUCGGAUUAUGUCUUUUGCAAAAUGAGUUGCUUCCACUUUUCUUGCAACGUCAUGUUUUGAAAUUCAUACUUGGAAGAAAAAUUAAAUUUUACGAUUUGGCAUUUUUCGAUCCAACAAUAUACGAGUCGUUCCGACAACUUAUACAAAAUGCCCAGUCCCAAGAUGGCGAUGCGAUAAUACAACGUAUGGAGCUAUUUUUUGUAAUCGAUCUCAUGAAAGAAGAAGGAGGAGGAAGUGUCGAAUUGAUACCGGGUGGGCGCGAAAUUCAAGUUACAUGCCAGAAUCUUUUUGAAUAUUUAAGGCGCUACACAGAAUAUAGAUUGAUUAAAUCUCAGGAGAAAGCUUUAGAGGCAAUAAGAGAUGGAGUUUUUGAUGUCCUCCCAGACAGUUGUAUGAACAGCUUAACUUCUGAGGACUUACGACUACUAUUAAAUGGUGUUGGAGACAUAAAUGUAUCUACAUUAAUAUCAUACACUACAUUCAAUGAUGAGUCCAGUGAGGGAUCUGAUAAAUUACUGAAGUUCAAAAGAUGGUUUUGGAGUAUUGUGGAAAGAAUGAAUACUUCGGAGCGCCAAGAUUUGGUAUAUUUCUGGACUGGUUCACCCGCUCUUCCAGCCUCAGAAGAUGGAUUUCAACCGCUACCUUCAGUAACAAUUAGACCAGCGGAUGAUUCACAUUUACCAACAGCUAAUACAUGUAUAUCAAGGUUGUAUAUACCUUUAUAUUCAAGCAAAACUAUUUUACGGAGCAAAUUGCUUAUGGCUAUUAAAUCUAAAAAUUUUGGCUUCGUAUAAAUUUAACGUUAAGAUAUUAAGUACAGUUAAAUAUGCUAACUCCGUAACUUAAUAAAUCGUUUUGUUAUUUUCAACGAGAGUUUUAUUGACUAUAAGAAUAAAUAAAAUUUGUUGUAUAACUGA
This is a messenger RNA of Ceratitis capitata (Mediterranean fruit fly), 8553 nucleotides long. It is a transcript of the gene hyd, whose product is annotated as E3 ubiquitin-protein ligase hyd. Gene Ontology annotation, molecular function: ubiquitin binding; zinc ion binding; RNA binding. The record is from RefSeq and is a predicted model, not a curated record. Gene Ontology annotation, biological process: regulation of double-strand break repair; protein polyubiquitination; DNA damage response. The transcript is spliced from 19 exons. The coding region runs from base 118 to 8430 and encodes 2770 amino acids. NCBI's taxonomy places the organism in Eukaryota, Metazoa, Arthropoda, Insecta, Diptera, Tephritidae. Gene Ontology annotation, cellular component: nucleus.